AGCAACAGGGAGAAGAGAUAUUAGAGAAGGUGAAGGAGGGGGGAAACCACAAGUGAAAGAGCUCGUACGUAAUUAUUGUUUAAUCAGAGACAGAAGAGGUGGGCCAUUGUCAUUUGAAAUCGUAGCAGAAGGUCGCUUUGUGGCCUUUAUAUCUUAUCUUCAUCUGAUCAUCUCUACGAACCAUUCCAUCUCCUCCAACACAAUCUCCCUUUCGAUGUCUCUGUUUUCAGUUUUCACGAACUCAAAAUCGUGUAGUCGUAUGUCAUCGCUGGUAAAGCUCGCAACUUUAUAGCAGUUUGAUGCUUCUAUCGUUCGGGUCGCCUUGAAGUCUCUGGAAGAAUUCUUCUUCUUCUUCUUCUUCUUCUUCUUCUUCUUUUUACAAUGAUUUAUGCUGCUUGACGAGGCAACCUGGUGAUCAGCUGUUUGCCAUGCUUGAUGAAGAGUCUCUGUGUUCUUAUCUUCCCUGAUUCAGUGUUUUGUGUCCAAUUCUCAUGGAGAGGAGAGUAGAAAUUUCAUCAAAAAGAUAGCUUUUUUUGGCUUCGAUAGCGCCGGAAGGAGAUUGUGAGAUGGACAACCAAAAAGAUAGUCUUUUGACAUUAAUGGUAGAGCCUCCAAACUCUACGGAGGUGGAAAGGAGCGCCCAUUCCAUGUCUUCCCACUCCCCUGCGUCCUCCUCUUCCUCCCCGCCUCUGUCGAGCAAGGGUGGCGGCGAAGGCGCCGGCGCCGGCGCCGCCACGAAGCGGCGGCGCCACCAGAGCGACCACCCGGUGUACCGCGGCGUCCGGAUGCGGAACUGGGGGAAGUGGGUGUCGGAGAUCCGCGAGCCUCGCAAGAAGUCGCGAAUCUGGCUGGGCACGUUCCCAACUCCGGAGAUGGCGGCGCGGGCUCACGACGCGGCCGCCCUAAGCGUCAAGGGGGCCGCCGCGGUGCUCAACUUCCCGGAGCUCGCCGGUUUGCUCCCCCGCCCGGCCACGCUCUCCCCCCGCGACGUCCAGGCCGCAGCCGCCAAGGCCGCUGAGAUGGAUCCCGGCGCCGGCGUGGAGUUGCCGGCAGACUGCGACGACCUGGGCCAGAUCGUUGAGCUGCCACCGCUGGACGAAGGGUUCCGCAUCCUCGACUCGGCCGAUUCCGGCAGCGAGUUCCUCUUCGACUCGUGGGGGUGGUGGCUCCCGUGGACGGAGACGGCGGAUCUUUCGUGGACUCCGGCCGAUACUUUUCCUCCGACCAGCUUCGAAGCUCUUCAAUGGAACUAAAUAUCUAUCAUCAUCAACUCUUCUUCCUUCAAUUUUUCCAAUUUGGGCUCCUUUUUCAUUGCUUUUAAUUCUAUUUUCGUUUCUUCUAUGGAUAUAAAUUUUUGUUUUUUUCUUCUUUCUA
Zingiber officinale is the source of this 1374-nucleotide messenger RNA. RefSeq names its product dehydration-responsive element-binding protein 3-like. Gene Ontology annotation, biological process: regulation of DNA-templated transcription. The coding region runs from base 567 to 1253 and encodes 228 amino acids. Gene Ontology annotation, molecular function: DNA binding; DNA-binding transcription factor activity. The transcript has a single exon. Lineage: Eukaryota; Viridiplantae; Streptophyta; Magnoliopsida; Zingiberales; Zingiberaceae. The record is from RefSeq and is a predicted model, not a curated record.